Molecule: messenger RNA, 873 nt
Organism: Colletotrichum destructivum
Lineage: Eukaryota; Fungi; Ascomycota; Sordariomycetes; Glomerellales; Glomerellaceae
Product: Putative large ribosomal subunit protein bL36
Exons: 2
Coding region: 253-603 (116 amino acids)
Biological process (GO): translation
Cellular component (GO): mitochondrial large ribosomal subunit; ribosome
Molecular function (GO): structural constituent of ribosome
Source: RefSeq, a predicted model, not a curated record
AACACCCAGCGCCAUCGUGAAACUCUACGCCUCCCGACAUUUCCUGCUAGCCCGUCAGCCCCGGACCGCUUCGCCGAGAAGACACGCACACGUUCGCAGAUUCCCUUGACGAAUUGAGCUCCCGAGCUCAACCCGCUUUCCGUCUAACACCCGAUCGCCGCCGGAUCAUUCGAGUCCCAGCGCCGUCUCACGACGCCCUCGGAAACGAAUCUAGUAAAACAAGAGUAACGAAAAGAAGAGAAAAAUAAAAAGAUGGCCUCCCUCGCCGCCUCCCUCCGGUCUUUGACCCUCAACACCGCUCGCGCGACGAUCCCCCGUGUCGGCGCGACGACGACGACCACGGCGACGCGCGCCCUGUCGACGGCGAUUCUGACGAAGAAGCCGGCGCAGAGGACCGAGUCAGCGCUUGCUGCGUUUGGGCAGAAGGCCGCGGCUGUCGGAAACGCGGUGGUGCAGCAGACGAGGGGUAUGAAGGUGCACAGCUCCGUCAAGAAGCGUUGCGAGCACUGCAAGAUCGUCCGUCGCAAGGCUGGCAAGAGGCAUAACGGAUACCUGUACGUCAUCUGCAAGGCGAACCCCAGACACAAGCAACGCCAGGAUUAAGAGGUGUUCUGGUCCCGGGCCUGAACAGGGCGAGAGAACCGUCGCGGCUGUGUACGAGAGCGAAGUCUGUACAAUUACCAUGAGGACGCAUCAGGGGGAAGAAGGGGGCGCGUGUAGGCUGGCAUCAUAGAUGGCGUUCCAUCAAGCGCUAGACACAACUCGAUGGUCUCCAGGAGAACCGUCGGAGAGUGAAGAGGACAAUCCCCCACGUUAUCAGGCAUCUUUUCUUAUUGCGGCUUCGAACAGGCGACAAUAGAAUUAGACCUUCCU